AAUGAGAUCGUCUUCAAAGAGAACAAUGGUGCAGCGCGUAUUCUUCUGUAUCGAUCGGGUUGUAUUAACUGAUCUGUUUCAAGAGCAAUCACUGCGUCGUUAAUUGGAAGAGCAAUUCCGCACUCUACAGAGUACUACAUGGGGCUGCUUGACAGUACACCAACUACACUUACAUAUUAGUCUAGUAUUGAUAUAAAAAGAAUCUUUUUACAUAGGCAAGUGACGUAGGCCUACGGACGAAAACAAUGGCGAACUAUACAUGUCGAUUGGUUAGCAGCUUCCUGAUGUACAUGUUAGCUGUGAUACUACUUUCUACGGGUUUGAGUACGUCUGGAUGGUAUGAGAUCAACGGAUAUUCCUUUUCUUUUGGUGAUCAGACGAAUGAUUAUCAGUAUCAAUACAGUUCUUAUGAUGCAGAUUCGAGUACAGGGUCUCCCAACGGCUACACUCUGGCAAUACUCUUUACUAUUAUAUUAGCCAUCGCCUUUGCCUCGUUGUGCUUAGUUUUAAGUUUGGUCAUGCUCUGCGCUGACUGUUGCUGUCACAUUACAAAAUGUAUGACUGUCAUCCCAAAGAUCAUCACAGCCUGUGCCACACUGUCAGGUCUAUUGGCUGAUGCGGCGUGUGUGGUAUUUCUGAUCAAACUUUACGUAUACCUCAAUAAACAGAAUAUCAUUAAGGUUGAUCGCAUUCCAAGUUACUCAUUCUUCCUUGUCGCACUGACAGGAAUAUUCCUGAUGAUAGCGGGGUGCAUCACUUCCGGUGUGAAACACGCUACAGUCGUUGAAGACUCUCAAAUUGCAGUCCAGGUCAUGGUUUCGGGAUCGGAGAGUCAGUCCCAGGGGACGUCAUCCUAUGUUAACACGCCGCAAAACCUGUUCAUGGGUGCAGGCCCCUUCUAUCAGCCCCAACCAAUGACCACCACGAACCCAGCUCCAGUUUUUAAUGACUCCACUGCUGCUUACAAACAGAUUGCAGCGAAGAUUUUCAUCACCAACAACGCGACCCAGACUUCUAUGGUGAACGUUAGAAAGGCUGCUAAUUAAUGCAAGCAAAUAUAGUUGUCCAGAUGUAAGGUCUAGGAAUGUAUUUCUAUUUUUACUCUUUUUUUUUAGUGCGAAGCAAUUACUUAAUUGAAAUAAUCACAUUUUAUUUACUCUUGCACAUCUCAGAUCAUAUUGACCAAUGAUUCGUACGUAGUGAAAUGGUCUUCGGUUUUCCAACAUUCCUAAAGCAGGUCUUUGUUUUAUUCUUUAUUUUAUUUUGUGUAUAGGAGGGGGAGGGGGAGGGUAUUAAAGGGAUUUACAGCAAAGAAUUUCUUUUUCUAUGAUUUUUUUUUUUACAACGCUUAUAUCAACUUACUGUUGUGUCUGUCUGUCUGUCUUGUUAAAAGUUUGUACACGUUAUUUCUUCCACACCGAAUCUCGGAUCAAGCUGAAAUUUUGCACAAUCAUUAUAUUCUUUUGACAUGCCAAAGAAAGAAUUAAUUAAUAAAAAAAAACAAUUAGUUAAUUAACUAUUGGUGGUUAAUUAUUUUGUUUUGUAUC
This is a messenger RNA of Biomphalaria glabrata, 1547 nucleotides long. RefSeq lists its product as uncharacterized. NCBI's taxonomy places the organism in Eukaryota, Metazoa, Mollusca, Gastropoda, Planorbidae. The record is from RefSeq and is a predicted model, not a curated record. Bases 246 to 1046 code for a protein of 266 amino acids. The transcript has 3 exons.